AUGAGGGUCAUCGUCACAGGAGCAUCAGGCGUGCUUGGUUCCGCAGUUCACAAUGCUUUCAAGACCACUGGUGUUGAUGUUCUCGGCUUAUCGUACUCACGAGCAAGGGAAGGACUUGAGCAACUAGACCUCACCAGAAAAGAGGACGUUGAGAAGGUUUUCAGUCAGUUUAAACCCGAUUGGGUAAUACAUUGUGCUGCAGAGAGAAGACCUGAUGUAGCUGAGAAGGAUCCUGAGAGUGCGCAGCGCCUAAACGCUGACGUUCCGGCGUAUCUCGCCUCCCUUUCCAAAUCAUUGAAAUUCAAACUUGUAUAUAUCUCUACAGAUUAUGUCUUCGACGGAACAUCUCCGCCGUAUACACCUUCUUCUCCUACCAAUCCUCUUCAACUCUACGGCCGAACAAAGAGGGACGGCGAGGUUUCCGUUUUGACAGUUGAUAGUGCCAAGGUCAUCGUUUUGCGGGUCCCAGUUCUCUAUGGCCCCGCGCCCAAGAACUCAGAUAGCGCAAUAAACAUCUUGCUAGACGUCGUUCAAGACCGCUCCGGUAAAAAGUACAAUAUGGAUCAUUAUGCUACCCGCUACCCGACCAAUACGAUUGACAUUGCCAACUUCCUCGUACGGCUUACUGCACUCAAAUCCCCAAUCCCACCGAUUUUGCACUAUUCCAGCGACGAGCCUUUCACCAAGUACGAGAUCUGUCUCACGUUCGCGAAGAUCUUGGGCCGUCCUCACGAUCAUAUCAUACCGAACGCGGAGGCACCUUCAGGUGCGGACGCAACGACGCGACCACGGGAUUGCCAUCUCUACACUCGGGAAACGGAGGAUCUUGGAGUCGAGGGUGGCCUUGGAUUGUCGUUGUUCGAAGAAUGGUGGACGGAGUAUCUCAAGGUGUAA
Molecule: messenger RNA, 894 nt
Organism: Laccaria bicolor S238N-H82
Lineage: Eukaryota; Fungi; Basidiomycota; Agaricomycetes; Agaricales; Hydnangiaceae
Exons: 8
Coding region: 1-894 (297 amino acids)
Biological process (GO): S-adenosylmethionine biosynthetic process
Cellular component (GO): methionine adenosyltransferase complex
Molecular function (GO): methionine adenosyltransferase regulator activity
Source: RefSeq, a predicted model, not a curated record